This is a messenger RNA of Ixodes scapularis (black-legged tick), 6325 nucleotides long. It is a transcript of the gene rod, whose product is annotated as kinetochore-associated protein 1. The coding region runs from base 169 to 6204 and encodes 2011 amino acids. Lineage: Eukaryota; Metazoa; Arthropoda; Arachnida; Ixodida; Ixodidae. Gene Ontology annotation, cellular component: cytoplasm; RZZ complex; kinetochore microtubule. The record is from RefSeq and is a predicted model, not a curated record. Gene Ontology annotation, biological process: mitotic spindle assembly checkpoint signaling; protein localization to kinetochore involved in kinetochore assembly; mitotic sister chromatid segregation. Gene Ontology annotation, molecular function: small GTPase binding. The transcript has a single exon.
GCAACCAAAGCCUGCGCUGGCCUGCGCGCGCGCUUUCGUACUCGACCGUUGCUCGCCUCUCUUUGCUCGAUCCGAGUGUUUGGCUCCGCGUUCAAGUAUGAACCGACCGAACCGACCUAACGGCCCCAACCCCUGAAUCUUGGUGUCUGCGACAGAGCUUUCUGUGCGAUGUGGAACGCAGUGUGCUUCAAUUUGGGCGGCGAAACCGUCAACUUCGGGCCCCGCAACGAACUGCUGGGCGGUAGCGAACUGUACGAGGCGUGCACGCUGUUCACCAUCGGUAUCGGCGCCGGCGUCAACAGCGUCUCGCACCAGCCACCGGUUCACGCCUUCACGACGAGCGGCUACUUUGCCAUCGCAAUCGAAAAUGUCGUCAACGUCAUGCGCCACCAGACCACCGUCCUUUCCCGAACCUUCGAAUCGACCGUCGAUUGCAUCGCUCUACGCAGCGACGUCGCUUCGGGCGUCCUGUUGGCCGGUGAAAGACUCGGAAUCUUGCACGUCGUCCUUGUGGAAUCCUCAAAGGUCGUCAGCUUCCGCGUGGGAAAGACGCCAUCUGACGGUGACACGAAACUGUUUCGCUCUAUUGAGGUGCGCAAGGCAGACGAAGACGACGUCUACAACGUUUUUGUGCUUGCGGGGGACAACAUGAUUGUCGCCACUAUCAGCGACGAAAUCCUUUCUCAGCUCAAUGCCGCCACGAAAGAACCUGACCUGACGCUGUUGCAGGUGCGGGUUGUCAAUCUCGGCCAGAAGAUUUCCGCCAAAGAUACAAUGUUUCCGAGUACCGCGGCACGCUGGGUUGACGACGACCUCCUCGUGUCGAGCAGUCCAAGUGACUUGUAUUGUUUUUCGAUCGGCGAAAAGCGAAGUUACCGCCUCCUCAGCGGUCUAAGCAGAACAGGAGUCUCGAAGAUGUUUGCGGUUCAAAGCGACUGUUCUCUCCUGGUUCUAAAUGCAGAGAAGGAGCUACUGGUCCUAUGUCUCAAGACACUCAUCAUUAAACGAACCUGGAGCGAGAUGGGGAUAGACGACUUCAUGGUGUCCGAAGAUGCUGCCCUGAGCUGCGAAGCCGGAACUGACCAGGGUCUCAAGAUUGCUCUCUUGACUGCCCUGAACGAAGAUGCGCCCCGCAAGCUGAAAAUCUGCAGGUACUCGACGUUGGAGCUGCUCUAUUCCCUGGAAGUGGAAGAAUUUUGCUGGCUCGCUACAGUUGGUCACGACCAAGAAGAUUUCUGCAUCGUGGAAGGCACGGCCGAAAAAGAUUGGGGUGGCAUCGCCGAGCUCAGGGUCAGGGUUGUGUCCGAAGCCCUGCCGGAGCAGCGUCUUGCAAAGCUCAUCGGCAAGCAAAAGUUUCUGGAAGCCGAGGAGUUUGCCAGACUCUACAAACUUCCCCUCGAAGAGGUUCACUGGAAUCACUUGCUGUUUGUCUUGGAUGAACUCGGCGGUCUGCGGCAGAGCCCACUGGAUGAAACGAGCGAGCGUGCCAGGCUCGAAGAGGCUUACUCCUUAAUUCGGCAGCUUCCCGACGCCUUGAGGGUGGCGAGGUGUUGCGUCGAGACUCAGAUUGCCACGCCGAGUGCAGUCGUGGGGCUCUUUCUGUUCCUGCAAGAACACCUCUCUGCUACAGAAUGUCCUGAUUGUGCGGAGCGCGAUGCCCUCUGUGCAGAAAUCACGUCUCUUCUCAACAGGGUGACAACUUAUCGCCUCUUGCAAUCGAGCCAAACUACGGGUGGAUGGCUCUCGUUCUCCAGGGCCGAUCUACUUCAAGAGAUGAGCAGUUGCUUCAGAAAUGAGGAUGUCCCUUCGGCCUUGCUCAUCUGGGCUCGCCAUCAGGAUCAGUUUAUUGCACACCUGGACUGUGAAGCCACGCUUUUUCUUCUGAAUGCCAUUCCAAGCACAAUACGGGUGUCGGUUCUAGUAGGAUGGCUCGAGGAAAGCUUCCUGCCCUGCAUUCUACAAAAUGUGCCCGAAGCUGUGCAAGGUGUCUGUUUGUGGAUCGUCAGCAGAGCUCUUAGCAUUGAACUCAAUGAAAAAGCAGCGUGGCCCUCGGGUGCAGUGAAUCUUUUGGAAGUCGUGCCAAAUGUUUACAACCAGAUGACCAGUUGUGCGGAUAUUUUACCUCCCAAAAGCUGGCUUGCAGUGUACAGUGCCCCAAGAAUGAUCCAAAGGGAAGAAAGCGCUCUGUGUAAGCUUUACUACCUUCUUACGAAUCUUCGGGACCUAGAACUUUUGUGGACUAAGUACAAAUGUCGUGUCACUCUUCCGGAGCUUCAGAAUCCAAACAUACUAGAGGCAGUCUUCUCAAUUCUUGAUGAGGUUGUCACCAAGACUGAAGUGGAUGUGCUUCUCGAAGGGUUCCUCCUUCCCUACCUUAAGAGGAAGGAGUUGGAUGUCUCGGAGACUUUGAGUAACUACGUUGAGCGCACCUUACGUUACCAUGAGAUUCCGCUGUUACAAGAGGCACCUUGGGAAGAAAAAGUGCUGGCAGUGGCAAAAUUCGUACAUCACCCCAACCACUGGCUGAAGAUUGCUGUGAAGAUUCUCAGCCAUGCACCUGUACCCUGGAGCAAGGGCAUUGAGGAGCUUGCAGAACAAGGGUCGCUUCUCCAGGGCCAUGCCAUCGAAGAAAUCGAAACGGAGCGCAAAAGAAUGCAGGUCAACGUGAUCCUGCAACGUUAUGACAUGAAGUUUUUGAGGUGCACACAGCUCAGCGACGCUAGGGUUUUAAUUAGGAACAUCCUGCUCUCGGAGAAGCCCAUGGCUCUGGAAGAUGCUCUCACUGUUGCCAAGAGCAUGGGCAACUUGACAGAGCUUGAGGUCUGUCUGUUUCACAUGGAGCGAUUGCUUCUGAAGGGAGAUAUCGACAAGUUUGCAGAUGCCCUCCACAGUGUCCCCCCAGAUACCCUGAAAGAGCUAGGCCCAAGGAUGGCAACGUUUGGUCGAUUGCACCUAUCGCGGAACUUUGCGUCCUGUGGGGGUAAAGCUAAGGAGCUGAUGGAGUGCUGGCAAUACCUGCUAACUGUUUUAUAUACGAAGCAGGAGAUCAAGCUUGAAGAUUACAGCUCAAUGCAGAACCAGGUGUUGCAAAUCAUCACUCUGUGGCGGGAUUACGAAAUCAAGAUACCCAUUGCCAACCUUGAGUCUGCUGGUGGCAGACAUGGUGUGUUGCAAGAGUGUCUUCAGAGGCUGGAUUCUCAAAGAAGCGCUGAAGACACCCCACAGCGCACCUCUCGAAGGCUGCUACAUCUUGCAGAUGUCUUGAAGCUGAAUGUACAGUCUGCAUUAGAGGCUUUGGUCAGCAAAGCACUUGAUCUAGGUAGAGAUGACCUACUUCAAGUAUUUUGUGAUUGCUUGCUGGAAGUACCCCGCCUCCAUAGCUCUGUGUUGGAGACGUUGCAUAAGAUAUUGUGCAAAAGCAAAGACGUGUUGGGAGUGAUUUCCAAAGUUCAUGCAAUUGCCUGUCGAGUGUCCCUGACUGUCAAGGGAAGCUUGCUGACAAGAUGCACCAAGAUUCUGAUGUGGGCAGAUCUACUCAUGCAGAUUCUAGAUGCAUGUGAUGCCACAAAUGUGUCGCCACUGAGACUUGCUGACCCCUACCUAAGUUGGAAACAGAGACGAAUGUAUGAAAGGCAAGGUGUUGUCCUUGAGAGAGAAAAGAUUGGCUCUAACAUCAACAGCCUGGGGGAAGCUAUGUGGCACCUUCUCUUGGAGCAUAAAAUUGAGCUACUCGAUAUUGUCAAGCAAAAGCUCAAGUUGCUCUGCAACCAUUUCUGCUCGAGAUCACAAGACGAACUGUGCAUCUCCUUGCUGGUCACAGUUGAGCAUGCUUUUCAUGAUAGCCUGCACAGUGCCACCAUAUAUGAAGUAAUCAGAGGUAUGAACACACAGGCUGAUAGUGCCCUUUUCAGUAUGCUUGCACGAGCUGUGGCACAAAAACAUCUGGAUGUGCUUUUUGUGAAAAGCCUGCUCUUUAGCCUUGGCAGCAAACAAGCUAUGGCAACGUCACUGGAAACCCUGUUUUCUCUGUGCAAUGGCAGCUUUCGGCUCUUAAAAGAGCUUGCUAUGGUUUGCUGUUGGAUGUCACAUGGUCCACUGCAGCAAAAGUUCAAGGCCACAUUGAAGGGAGCCUACUGGGGUCAUCGACUGACGAGGUCAUCCAUUUGCUUUGCAGAGGCAAUGAAAGGAGAUCGCACUGCACUAGAAAGUGUUCUCAGCUCAAUGAUAACAUGCCUCUCAGUUGACACAGAGGACAUUGUAAAUUAUUGCAGGUCAUUUUCCCUGAACAGCGAGACUGCUCUUGCAGGUAGACUUGAGUUCUUACUUUGCACUCAAGCUGAAGAGGACUUCCUUCAGGACCACCCUUUGUCCAAAACCCUGACUGAUGCAGCAAUUGUGCUAGAAGCUCUUCCGAAGGCAUCUGCACUGAAGGCAGUGAAGAAAGCACUUGCCAAAGUGAACAGCUACUGCUAUGAAGUCCUUCAGUUUGGCUAUGACUACCUUGACGGCUGCCGAAAUCGGGAGGAACCUACAAGCAGUGUUCAGCGGGAACUUUAUGUACUCCAGUUUCUGGCAUCUUACAGAAGACAUGGGUCGCCAUCUGAGCAUGAGAUGGAUGUAUGGUAUGAUGAACACCCAUUGGUUGACUUGCCCGCUGUCUCCCGAACACGACUACCAUUCCAUCUGCUUCUGCAACCAUCUUCUUGGAAGUUCAUCAACAACGAAAUUCACCCUGACACAGCUGGUGCUUGGAUGGAUGUUGCUGACAUUCUUAGGCUAGACAAGGACGACAUUCUGUUUAUGGCUGUGGAAAACGCUGUUGUGCUAUGGAGCUGCCAGAAGCACGGUGGCAGUAUAUUGGAUGUGAACUUCCUUGUCAGCAUCAAGUCUCUUCUAGACCAAAUGUCAAGCCUGGACAAAUUUCUUGCAUGCCUGGGAAUGAUGUUGAAGAAGCUGGCCAAGGGCCCCACUGCGGUGAGGGCUGCCAAGACCUGUGCUGACCUGCCUCUAAGCCGCCUUGGCCAGAACUCUAAAGAAGCAAAGGACAGGAAAGCCAAAUUUACGAGGCUAUACAUGCAGCUCCGAAAUGAGCAGAUCCUGAAACACCACGGGAUUGAUACCUCUCCGUACCUUGGCCUCUGUUCAAAGACCGAACAGCUGCUGGAAAAGCUUCUGGAGUGCAACGCAUGGCACAGCCUGUUUGCAGACACCUCACACAUCUACAGCUGCCUCAGCCAAAUAGCAGAAAGCUAUGCCCCUGGUUCCUUGAUGUUUCCUACUAUUGUAGAGCGGAAGAUUGAGAAGUGGCUCCAACGCUGUGCUCCCGAGAGUCCUCUUGACCAGACAUUCCAAACUUUGACUUUUGAGACCUCUUCAAGGAAUGAUCGGGAGGACAGUGCUGAUCUCAUUGCCUUCAUUCACCUGAUCCAGUACAUCCCACAACGACUCGAAGACUUGCUGAAUAAGAUUCUUUCAGCGGGGAACAACCCUUUAGGUCUGCAGAGGCAAGUGCUGGCACGCAAAUGCCUUCUGGCCGGCUUUGGAGACUCGACAGACAGAUGCACGGCAAUAAGUAUCGGUGAGCUCAGGAUGAACUCGUACAGAGCCAUGCUGCAGAGGCUUGGUGUCCCUCUUGACAUACAAGAACUCAACCAGCAGAGUGCUACAGAACUGGCGACCAGUCUCCUCGGUGCGGACUGUCGCAGUCAAGAAAUUCUGCGAGUCGUCUCUGCGCUCUGCAUCGAGUUCAAUAUCCAGCUACCUUCCAUCUGGGAUGCACUCUUGUCAAGUGCGACUAAGCUCAAUGCGGUAGAAGUACUCUGUCGGGCUCUUCCUACUGCUGGGCGCUUUCCCCUGCUCUGGCAGAGUUCAGAGUUUAUGUCUGCGUGGAGGUGUGUCCUUCUGGCACCGUCUCACCUAUAUGAGGUUUCCGGUAAGAAAAACAAGCUUCUGCAAGCAUCCCUGGCCCUCCGCUGCCCCAGCGUUCAUCGUCUACCGUUCACAUUGAUGGUUGAUGACUGCAGAGAUGAGGGGGGCAUUGUGCUCUUUGUGGUAUACACGCUGUUGAGAGGCCUUGGGGACGUUACCCAACAGGUGGACGAGCUCUUUGGCUCCCUUCCAACAGAGGCGUUUACAAUACUUCAGGCCCACAAGGACCAUUUUUUUAUGAACCUGUUGCAUAUUGGGAAGGUUUUGGAGAAGUAAUGUGGUUCAGUUGUCUUGCCUUGCAGCACACUCGUGCUGCCUUUUGACACUAUUUACAUAUUGUUUGUAAUGCACAAAUAAUUUAUAAUACUUUGUCAAUAAAUAAAAUGUUCAACUGCAA